AUGGCCAGUGGAAACUACACUAGAGUCACUGAGUUCAUUUUUGUGGGCUUGAAGUAUCAUCUGAAGCUGCAGGUCACCCUUUUCCUUCUAGUUCUACUUUUUUAUCUCAUUAACAUGACAGGCAAUCUGGGAAUGAUCAUCCUCAUCCGGGUUGAUGCCCACCUUCACACUCCCAUGUAUUUUUUCAGCCACCUGUCUUUUGUGGACAUGAGCUUCUCUUCCACAGUGGCUCCCAAAAUGCUUAGAGACUUCUUUGAGGAGAGAAAGACCAUCUCUUUCCUGGGCUGUGUCUUACAGCAGUGCUUCUUUGGGCUUUUUGUGACCAUUGAAUGCUUCCUCUUGGCAUCCAUGGCCUAUGACCGCUAUGCUGCGAUCUGUAACCCACUGCUUUACUCCAUCUCAAUGUCCCAGAAACACAGCAACCAGCUGGUGGCUGUCCCCUAUGCUGCUGGGUUCAUAAAUACCAUGAUUCACUCCACUGUUGCUUUUCAUCUCCCUUUCUGUGGUCCAAAUGUCAUCAAUCAUUUCUUCUGUGACAUCUUUCCCCUUUUUUCCCUCAUAUGUGCUGAUACCAACAUCAAUAAGUUAUUAGUUUUUGUUAUUGCUGGGCUUGUUGGCAUCUUCAGUGGCCUGAUCAUCCUGGUCUCCUACAUCUACAUCCUCACAGCCAUCCUGAGGAUCCAAUCUGCAGAAGGGAGACAGAAAGCCUUCUCCACCUGUUCUUCCCAUCUCACUGCUGUCACCAUCUUAUAUGGGACCCUCUUCUUCGUUUACGUGCGGCCUAACUCAAGUUUCUCCAUGGACACCGAUAAACUUGUCUCUAUGUUUUAUACUUCAGUGACUCCCAUGUUGAACCCUCUCAUCUAUGGCCUAAGGAACAAGGAGGUCAAAGAUGCCAUUCACAGGGCCAUUGCUAAAAGGAAGUUUUGUAUCAGGACAUGA
Molecule: messenger RNA, 942 nt
Organism: Vombatus ursinus (common wombat)
Lineage: Eukaryota; Metazoa; Chordata; Mammalia; Diprotodontia; Vombatidae
Product: olfactory receptor 1009-like
Biological process (GO): sensory perception of smell; G protein-coupled receptor signaling pathway
Cellular component (GO): membrane
Molecular function (GO): odorant binding; olfactory receptor activity; G protein-coupled receptor activity
Source: RefSeq, a predicted model, not a curated record